This is a messenger RNA of Penicillium cinerascens, 2268 nucleotides long. Its product is annotated as putative mucin family signaling protein Msb2. Gene Ontology annotation, cellular component: cell surface; extracellular region; plasma membrane. Bases 1 to 2268 code for a protein of 755 amino acids. The record is from RefSeq and is a predicted model, not a curated record. Gene Ontology annotation, molecular function: osmosensor activity. The transcript has a single exon. Gene Ontology annotation, biological process: fungal-type cell wall organization; signal transduction involved in filamentous growth; establishment of cell polarity. Lineage: Eukaryota; Fungi; Ascomycota; Eurotiomycetes; Eurotiales; Aspergillaceae.
AUGCGUCCCGGAUCUUUGCCGCUUCUUGUGGCUUUCGCCAUCGGAGGCCUUCAGCUGGUUGCAGCUGAAGAUGACUUGCAUGUCGAACGUCCGCGCUACUAUUUCCCUCGCGAGGUGAAGCGAAUUGUUCGCAAUUACACCAACCCCGACCCCGAGAUCACCAACGACAACCCGCUCGGCUCGUUGCUCGGCAGUGCUGAAAAUAUUCUGGGCGGUGGUUCUGAGACGGCUUCCUCUCAGGCCUCUCCAGCGCCUACUUCUUCGAACGACGGAAAGGAGGUGGUUGUGGUAGUCUCUAUUGACAGUGACAACCAUCGUCACACCCUAACCACGACCACUCGCUACGCCCAGCCAACUCACGCGGUUACCACAUCUACCACGUCUGACAGCUCCGAUUCGAACGCCUCGAAUGCUGCGAAUACUGACGACACUUCCGGCAGUACCAACACCGACGCGACCAAGACCGCUUCCGCCGCUUCUACUGGAUCCACUAACGGUGGCCUCCUGGCUGACGUCGGCAACACUGUCGGCGGCGUUGUGAGCGGUGUUGGAAACGCUGUGAACAGCCUCGGCAAUGGUACCUCGGCCACCACUGGUUCCAGCACUGACGCAGCCCUCACCAAGGACUCCACCUCCGAUUCGACUGCGGCUACCGCGGCUGCUCCGACAACUACUGACGCUGGCCUCCUGAAUGAUGUCGGCAGUGUUUUGAAUACUGUCGGCGGUGAUGUUGGCACUCUUCUCGGUAGUGGCUCGAACACCACUACCACCAAGGGUUCCAUUCCUCUCGUGACCAAGACGUCUUCCUCUGCUGUUUCUCCUUCCGAGGCCACCACUGGUUCUUCGGGCGGUGUCCUGGGAAACCUCAUCAGUGACCUCGGCCUCGGUGGCUCGACCUCAGCUGCUCCCAAUGCCACUUCCUUGACCGGCGCGCCGAUCAUUCCCGUCAGCGUUCCUGCGUCUGCCAUCGCCUCGUCAACUGCGACUGCCUCCUCGGAGAACCCUCUUGGCUCCCUCGCCAGUGGCCUUGGACUCGGCGGUCUCGUCCCCGGCACCGAGACCAGCGGUAGCGGCAUUGGCCUGAUCCCCACACCCUCGGCACCCACUAGCAGCCCAUUUAAGUCGACUGCCCUCACUGGCACUCCCACUGCUGGCACUGGAGCCGGUUCCCCCACCAACUCUGUGGGUAUCGUCCCUACUCCUCACAUGCCUGGCGGUUCUGGCUCUGGCACCCCAUCUGGCUCUGGUUCUGGUUCUGGAUCCGUCCCUACCCCUACCGGUAACUUCCAGUCCUCGAAGGUCCAUACGUCAACUUCCACUCCUGUUGUCGUCAUCCCGGUGGAGACAACUAGCACGACCGAGUCCAAGACGACUCAGACCCCCACGGAGCAGCCCAGCUCAACCAACACAAACGAUUGGAUGCCUUCCAGCAUUCUUGUGUUGCCCACCGUCACUCCCUCUGAGUCUACCAACACCGGCACCAACACCCAGCAGACGAGUGAGCCUACUCAGCUUCCGGGCUCAAUUACACCCUCCAACAGUGUCUCCGAGGCCCCCGCGGACUCCAUGCUGCUCCAGCUUGGAUUCGACGGUCACCUUCCCUGGCCUUUCGUUGCGACCACUCCUCUGUCUUCCUCUCAGAUCUUCGAGUACGUCCCGCAGGCUCUGAAGAAUGCCAUGCCCAAUGCCGGAGUCACCAUGUUCGCCCUCGAGCCUUACUACUCAUGGCAGAGCAAUGGCUACAAUGCCACGCUGGCGAUCUUCUACUUCCCCCGUUCCAAGAUGCAGGCCCUCAAGGACAUGAAGCUCAACCCCAACUCUGCUCUCUAUCAGGACCAGAGCGACGCUGUCAAGACCAUCAUGUCCAUGAUCAACCCCGCCAUCCCUCUCGAGUUCUCCGGCAACUACCCUACCGACGGCAACGAGGACACUGGCAACACCGGUGGUGACGGAGGCAAGAGCUCCGGUGGCAACAACGCCAACAACACCGACGGCUCCGCCUCCAGCUCCAAGGCCAAGGCCAGCUCCGUUGGCAUUGGUGUGGGUGUUGUGGCCGGUGCCGCCGCCUAUGGUGCCGGUAUGUUCUGGGUCGCCCGCCGCUACCGCAAGAGAAAGCAGCUGCACCAGCGCUCCAGCUCGACCGUUGACCAGAUGAGCCAGGCCUCCCAGGCUGGCUCUGUCUUCGCUGCCGGUGGCCGUGCCUCCAGCCAGCGCUCGCAGAUGAUCAGUGCGCCGGUGAUGGCCGAGAACUCUCUGGGCUGGAACUAG